Molecule: messenger RNA, 2083 nt
Organism: Aspergillus brunneoviolaceus CBS 621.78
Lineage: Eukaryota; Fungi; Ascomycota; Eurotiomycetes; Eurotiales; Aspergillaceae
Product: MFS general substrate transporter
Exons: 3
Coding region: 46-1863 (605 amino acids)
Biological process (GO): transmembrane transport
Molecular function (GO): transmembrane transporter activity
Source: RefSeq, a predicted model, not a curated record
ACCCUGCCCUUCGGAGUUCCACCCUCACCCACCCCGCCCUCCAACAUGUUCACCAAGUUGCGGGCUCCCUUCCGUCGGUCGACGACGGACGAGGCCGGCACCGCCGUCACCCUGCCCUCCCCCUCCCCCGUCGACGGCACCAGCAGCGCCCUGCCCGGCGAGAAGAACGUCGAGGCCGGCGUAGCCCCCACCACCGACAGCACCAACACCGACUCGGACGAGGAGCACCCCGAAUCCACCGAGGAUCAGGCCGGUACCUUCACCGUCGAGGCCAUCACCGCCACCUGGACCAAAGCCUCUCUGAUUGCCGUCUUCAUCAACAUCUGGUUCCUCUACUUCGUCAACGCCUUCCAAGUCGAAAUCCUGUCCACGCUGGUCCCCUAUCUCACCUCGGCCUGGGACUCGCACUCGCUGCUCAAUGUCAUCUACGUGGUCUCCGACUGCUGCACGGCGGCCAUCUUCAUCCCGCUGGCCAAGAUGAUGGACGUGUGGGGCCGUGCCGAGGGCUUCGCCUUCAUGGCCAUCAUCUCGACGAUGGGGCUGAUCAUCAUGGCGGCGUGCCACAACCUGCCCACCUUCUGCGCGGGCUACGUCUUCUACAACGUCGGCUUCUCGGGCAUCACCUUCUGCGUCGACACGCUGACCGCCGACGCCUCGCAGCUGCGCAACCGAGCGCUGGCCUACGCCUUCACCUCGUCGCCCUACAUCAUCUCCGCCUUCGCGGGCCCCAAGGCCGGCGAGGACGCCCUCGGCAUGAGCAUGCGCUGGGCCUUCGGCGCCUUCGCCAUCAUCUUCCCCAUCGUCGCCGCCCCGCUGUACUGCAUCCUGCGGUACAACACCAACAAGGCUAAGAAGGAGGGCCGCCUCGUGCGCGAGCGCAGCGGCCGCACGCUGACCCAGAACAUCUGGUUCUGGGCCAUGGAGUUCGACGUGGUCGGCGUCCUCCUCUUCUCGGCGGGACUGGUCGUCUUCUUCCUCCCGUUCGACAUCGCCAGCAUGGCCCCGCACGGCUGGAAGACGGGGUACAUCAUCGCGAUGAUCGUGGUGGGGUUCUCGAUGAUCGUCUUCUUCGCGAUCUGGGAGUACUACUUCGCGCGGGUGCCGUUCAUGAAGCUGAAGUACCUGACGGACCGGACGGUGCUGGGGGCGUGCCUGCUGGACGCGACGUACCAGGUGUGCUACUACUGCUGGGACAGCUACUUCACCUCGUUCCUGCAGGUGGUCAACGACCUGUCGGUGGCGGACGCCGGCUACGUGAACAACACGUUCGACGUGGUGUCGGGCGUGCUGCUGCUGUUCAUCGGCUGGCUGAUCUCGCGCACCGGCAAGUUCCGCUGGCUGCUGUACUGGGCGGUGCCGCUGUACAUCUUCGCGCAGGGGCUGAUGAUCUACUUCCGCCGCCCCAACCAGAACGUCGGGUACCUGGUGAUGUGCCAGAUCUUCAUCUCCAUCGGAGGCUCGGUGUUUAUUCUUGUGCAGCAGCUGGCCGUCGAGGCCGCCGUCGACCACCGCCACGUCGCCGCCACGCUGGCGCUGCUGAACGUCGUCGGCACCGUCGCCGACGGCAUCGGCUCCACCAUCUCCGGCGCCAUCUGGACCAACACCUUCGAGAAGGGCCUGUACAAGUACCUGCCCGCCGACGCCCUCCCGGACAUCGACGACAUCUACGAGGACAUCGACACCCAGCUCAGCUACCCGGUCGGCAGCGCCGUGCGCACCGCCAUCCAGGAGGCCUACGGCUACGCCCAGACCCGCAUGCUGGCUGUCGGCACCGGCCUGUUCGCGCUGGCCUUCAUCUGGAUGUUCAUGAUCCGCGACAUCGACCUGCGCAAGAAGAAGCAAGUCCACGGUAUGGUGUGGUAGGCAGCAGCAGCAGCAGCACCACCACCACCACCACCGACACAAAUAUCACCAUCACCAUCACCAAAAGGGGAGAAGAAGGGGAGGGAAGCGCUGCUUCCACCUACAGAUACCUGGCGCUUUGCCGUUUUUCCAUGUUACCCCGUUUUUAUCCGCAGCCCCUGACCACGGGCUGUUUAGUUUAUACCUCUGUAUCUAGUUUUAAUUCAUCUGCAUUGCCUGC